Messenger RNA from Aphidius gifuensis, 1054 nucleotides. Its product is annotated as insecticyanin-A-like. Lineage: Eukaryota; Metazoa; Arthropoda; Insecta; Hymenoptera; Braconidae. The transcript is spliced from 4 exons. The record is from RefSeq and is a predicted model, not a curated record. Gene Ontology annotation, molecular function: pigment binding. Bases 127 to 693 code for a protein of 188 amino acids.
GCAGCACACUUGUAUUAUUGAUAACAAAUAACAAAGACUUGGGUAUUAUAUAAAUACAAACAACUCACUGAGUAUUAAACAUUUUUAAAAACAAAAAAAAAACUAUUGAAAUCCAUCAUAAUAACCAUGUUGCUAUUAUUUUUAUUGACAACAUUCUUUGUCAAUUCUUUGGCUCAAAUUGAAAUGUCUGAAGAUCCAAACUUACAACCCAUGGAAAAUUUCGACACAUCAAAGUUUCUUGGUACUUGGUAUGAAAUUUCAAGAACUCCAAGCCAAUAUGAAAUCGAACAAAAAUGUUCAAUAAUUGUCUACAACUAUUAUGAAAAUUCACCAAUGAUGGUUGCUCUUGCUUCAACAGAUAUAAAAACCGGAGAGUAUAGUAGAUUGCCUGCUUCUUAUACUCAAAAAAAAGAAAAUGUAGCACAAUGGGAUUUUCGUUAUCCAGCUAAUAUAAAAGAUAGCAAUGGUGUUUCAUCAAUUUUGGGUACUGAUUAUGUUAAUUGGGCUGUAAAAGCAUUGCUUCAACCAGCACAUAAUAGAAAAUCUGGCUACGAUUUAAUUAUAUGGAUACUUUCACGAGAAAAGACACUUUCUGAUGAAUAUUAUGAUCAGGCUAUGGAUGUUUUUCAUAAAAAUAAUAUCCCAAAUGCGGAUUUAAUAAAGGUAGAUCAAAGUGAUUGUGAUAUAUCAUAAGUGAUUGCAAUUAUUAAACAACAACCAUUUAUAUUUAUUACAAUAUGGCACUUUAAUCAUUGGAUUAUUGAUCAACUGUAUUAAUUUUUUUUUGUUAAAAUAAAUAUAGUAACGUUCAGUUAACUAAUGCAAAUACUACACUUUGUGUUAAUUAAUUUUUAUCAUACUUUUAACAUGACAGAAUUUAAAUUCACAAAUUUUUCUUAUACAAUAAACACCAUUGAAACUUUUAAAUUUAAUAACAAGUUUAGUUGACAAUUUUUUCUCACGACAUUUGAAUCAUUAAAACUGUAAUUAUAGAACUCUACUGUAACUAGCUACUAAUAAACUGGUUCAACUAGUUCAAUCUUCGAUUGGUUAU